GGAAGUGGCCGGAUGCUGCCGCGCCGGACAAACAAGCCACCGGAGACAAUCUGGGGAGGCAAAAAGGACCGGAGAGGGUGGCGCUAGGGGGCCGUCUCCGGCCAGUAGUAGGUAUGGAGGAAUGUGGGAAAAAACCUUCAGUUCAACAAAAAUAUCGAAUACCAAAGAAGGGGUUGAACAAAGAUGCACAGUCAGAUGAUGUGUAUGUUCAGUCUCCGUUGUCAAGGCUCCCAGAUGCUUACCAAUGGGAAAACCCGCUACAAGGGUGGACUUCAGGAUCAAGAAAUAAGACUUAUUCAAGUUGGAAGAGGAAAAGAUACUCUGAGAACUGCAGCAGUGAUGAAGGAUCAGCUUAUGGGUAUGGCAGGCAACCCAAAGUUAUCUUGACGAAUGUCCUGGAGACGGAAAUAGGAAGAAAAUACAUAAAGACACAGCUAAUAAAUGAUGCUAAUUUAUCUCAUGGUGUCAAGUUGCAAACAGAUCAACAAACCUCAUCAUCUGUUGACAGUGUAGAGAUAUGGCAAAUACUAAGUCCUCUUCGUGAAAGCCUUUUAAUAUCUGAAAGGCAACCCAAAGUUACCUUGACGAAUGUUUUGAGGACGAAAACAGGAAGACAAUAUAUGCAAAGACAGCUUUUAAAUGAUCUUAAUGUAUCAGAUGCUAACAUGUUGCAGUCAGAUGAACAGCUCUCCUCAUCUAUUGCCAACCUAGAAUCAUGUCAAAAAAUAAGCUGUCAACAAAGCCGUAUUUUAUCUAAAAGGUAUGGAAGAUGCCAUAGAAUGGCAAAUGACUGGAAACCACCCAAAGAUGCAAAAAGUAAUAAUGCCUUGCUGACCAUAAGAAAAUGUGAUGUACUGCUAGAAGAUUAUUUCAUUAAAAAAGAGGACUGGACAGAGAAAAGAAGGAAAGAUCCGAAAUAUCAAACUACUAACUUGAAGGAAACACAUUUUCGAAACAGUGAAAGCAGAAGACAGAGUGAUGUUUCUCUAAAUCAGUGCAACUCCUAUUCAUCACAAAAAUCACCACUGUCAAAUAAAGAACAAAUGAGAGAACGAAUUCCGUCACCUGUCUGCAGAAGCCCAAAUAAGAAUCAUAAGAACAACCUUCAGCAGGAAAAUAAUCCCCAGCUUUUGGAACCAGUUUCUGGUGAAAGAUUCAUUCCUGCAGAUAAUGACACUGUUGCCAGUUGUCCGCAUGAGAACAGCUCAAAAUCUUCUUCCAGGAGAGAGGUGCAUUCUGUCACUAGCAAGGAGAAAGAGAUGCUACCACUGGUCCCUGUUGCUAAGAAGCAGAAAAUUGACAUAACUCUGCCUCCAGAAGAGCCACUGAAUAAGCCUGAAAGAAGUAAGGAGGCAGCUGAUCCAGUUGAACCAAUUGUGCUUUCUAGUGAUGAAGAUGAAGGAAACGUUGAAGCAAAAGAUCCAGAGAAAUAUUUCCAGACUGGGAAAGGCUACGGACAUAAGAAAAAAGAAAAGAAACAAGAAUCUGAACUACUUGUUCCAGAAGUUCUGUCCCAAAGCGUAACUGAAAGCAAAACAGAACAGGUUUCAGAGGAACUGCUUGCACUCAAGUCUACUGCAGAUGACAGCAACCUCAGGGAACAGUUGGACCUUGCCUUAGAUAUCAAGUUUGAAAUGCUUUUUGUUGGGAAAUACAAAGGACCAGCAACAGAUUGUUUCAGAUUUACAACCAGAUGCAUUAAGAUCCCUUUCGAAGUGGCCCAUAAUAAGAAAAUAGAACUGUCUCUGGAUCCAAUGCACUUAAGAAGGUUGGGACUGUGGAUGAAUAAUGAUCCCUCAAUUGUGAAACAUGAUUUCAUCAUUUUUCUUUGGCUGUCAUCAGAUUAUGUGGGACAAAUUGAAAACAAAGUGGGGCUGUCUAUAUUAAACCGGCAAGUGAAAAAUACUGAACACGUUUUUAUAAAGCUGCUUGAGCCACUUACAGGGGAGGAGCAUGUCAUGCUGAAUAAGAUAUUAGUGGAAAUAAGCAAGAAGAAUCCCUCUCCAGAUCUCACUAACUCUAUACCCUGGGAGGAAGUUCUUCAAGAAAUAUCAUGUGAAGAAGACAGCUGCUUCAUGGACUAUUGCUACGAGUCAUUUCAGCAGCAGUUGCAAAAGGACAGUGUCUCAGUUCUGACAGAGACACCACCUCAGCAGGUAUCAAAGGCAAGCGUUCCCAAACCCAAUUACACUGUACUACAGAAGCAAAGUAAUGGCCAAUAUUCAUUUUCUAUCUCCUCUACAAAACGCAGUGAAUGGAAAGAGUUGCGAGAGGCUGGACCUGUUCAGAAUUUGAUCAUUUACCCUCCUCCACCAGCCAAAGGGGGAUUAGGUGUCACAAGGGAAGAUUUGGAAUGUUUAGAGCAUGGAGAAUUUCUCAAUGAUGUGAUCAUUGACUUUUAUCUUAAAUAUCUACUACUGGAAAAAGCCCCCAAAGAACUUGCUGAUCGGUCACACAUUUUUAGCAGUUUCUUCUAUAAGUGCCUGACCAGAACAGAAAAGACCUCUGAAGAAAAUCCUAAGCUUUCAUUAGCACAGAGAAGGCACAGAAGAGUCAAAAGGUGGACUCGAUACAUUAACAUUUUCAAUAAAGACUACAUUUUUGUGCCUGUGAAUGAAGAGUCUCAUUGGUACAUCGCAGUCAUAUGCUUCCCUUGGCUAGAAGAGGUUGUGUAUGAAGAUGCUCCAGGCCAGUGUUCACAGCAGUCAAGCUUGCAGCAAUUUCCACCUCAGCUAGAAAUAAGAAAUGAAACUGUUAAGACAGAAAGUGUUUUGGUCUUUAAGGAUAUCAAGAAUGAUAAAGAAAAAUCAGCAGUAAAUAGCAACGUGCAGCCCAAUGGUAAUAUUCAAGCAUCAGUUAUUUCUCCGGGAUUGGAUUCCUGUAGCUCAAAAAGUACAUCAAGUAUGUCUACACACAAGAAAAUUUCUAAAAGGCCAUGUAUUCUCAUCUUAGAUUCCCUGAAGGCAAGCUCUGUACAGAAUACCAUUCAGCUUUUGAGAGAAUACCUGGAAGCAGAAUGGGAGGCAAAACGCAAAACAUCUCGUGAGUUCAGCAAAUCAGUGAUGGUAGAUUUCUGCCCAAGAGUUCCAAAACAGGAUAACAGCAGUGAUUGUGGACUGUAUUUACUGCAGUAUGUCGAAACGUUUUUUCAGAGUCCUGUUGUUAACUUUGAGCUUCCAAUACACUUGGAGCGGUGGUUUCCUCGUCGAAUUGUUAGAAGCAAGCGAGAAGAAAUUAGAAACUUGAUCUUGCAACUUCAUCUGCAGCAGCAGAGUGGCAGCAAAAGCUAGCAAGACUCUUCCUAAUCUUGGAAAGAAGAUUUAUGCAAGAAGCCUUUUGUCCCAAAAUUUUUGAGUCCGUUCAUCAGCAUUUGUGCUUUGAAUGUUGCAAAGAGGAAUUGAGCCUGCAGUGGGAAGAAGGGACAUUAAUGUAAAGUUUUAGAGAUGCUCCCCAUGUGAUGUUUAAAAAUAACACUGAGUGCUGCUGGAAAUAUCAUUCCUAUGUCUUAACAUUUGUUAUGAAAAACAAAUCAUAUUUUGCUCUGGUGGAGGAGGAGGCAAAUGCUACCGAUUAGAGAUGGUGGGAACUAGAAAACAAACCAUGAAGUUCAUUAAAAAAUCAUUGAUUUGCAUUCGUGAAAACUGACAAACCUGAGCCGACCCAAACCAUAAACUUUUUUUUAAUGUUUUAAUGAAUUUCCUGGUUUGUUCCCCCCUCACUCCCACAGCCUGGCCCUCCCCGCUGCCCCUGUUACCUCUCUACCUACUCCUCCUCUUCAUCUUCCAUCUUGAGAGACAGCAGGCCUGUCUUCCCUUCCAGAGCUGGGCCUGCCAUUCCUAUGCACUCCCCCACCUAUCAGCAAUGCUGGAUCACCCAUUUGCAGCUGCACAGCCUGCCCCACCCACUUCCCUUCCCCCAUUGCCUCCCUACCUGAUCCUGCCCCAUUG
This is a messenger RNA of Pogona vitticeps (central bearded dragon), 3947 nucleotides long. It is a transcript of the gene SENP7, whose product is annotated as SUMO specific peptidase 7. Gene Ontology annotation, molecular function: SUMO-specific endopeptidase activity. NCBI's taxonomy places the organism in Eukaryota, Metazoa, Chordata, Lepidosauria, Squamata, Agamidae. Gene Ontology annotation, cellular component: cytoplasm; nucleus. Gene Ontology annotation, biological process: protein desumoylation; proteolysis. The record is from RefSeq and is a predicted model, not a curated record.